AUGGGAAGAGAUCGUAGUCGCAGCCCUCGUCGCGGCGCUCGUGACGAUGAUGAGGAGGACUUGCCGGCGGAAGGCAAGCUCAUGCUGCUGCAAGUGGACUUCGAGACAUUGAAAGUCGAAAACCAAGAGCUUCGCACCCGGCUUCUUCAAGCAUUGAGGAGGCUGGACUCCAAGACCCCUUCUACUGGCCGGCACGGCAAAGAGGAGGUCAAGAAGGCGGUGAAAAAGGAGGUGAAGAAAGAGGCCAAGCCAGAAAGCAAGAAAGAAGUUAAAAAGGAGGUGAAGAAAGAGGACAUCAAGAAGGAAGUCAAGAAAGAGAUUAAGAAGGAAGUCAAGAAGGAGAUCAAGAAGGAGGUGAAACAGGAGGCCAUCAGCUUCAAAAAAGCCUUUCACAUGUUUCAAACUAAAGAAACUCCUCAAGCUCAUUUCGACCUCGACAGCCCCGGGGAGGAGGGCAAGAAAGUCAAGACCGAGGAGCCCAACACGAAUGCUGUGCUCCUUUGCAAUGCGCAGAUGGAGGUGUACAACACGGAGGUGCCAAACGAUGUCCCAAUGGAAGAGCGCACGCCGCUGGUUGAGGGGAAGCUCAAGAACUUCAUGGAGAGUUUCCAUGAGAAGGUCCAGAUACUCGACCUCAAAACAGGAGGAGUACUUGUCAAGGACAAGAUGUUUCAGAAGCGUUACGCUUGCGUUUUCCGGGAAUCCGGCGAUGAGCUGCGCGGAGUCUGUACGAAGCGCUUCUACUUCGAUUCCAAGAGCCCCACUUACUGCUUGGAUUUCGAGACUCACGAGAGCCUGGUGACGGCCCGGGCGGGUACGCCGCCAGACGGUCGCCUCGGGGUGCGGGAUCCGCGAACGGAGCACCUCGCAGUGCUCUAUGCCACAUGGCAGCAUUUGAGAAAGACUGCCGCCUUCAAAACCAGAUUGCAAGUAUUUACCCGUCUCGUUCAUGUGCCUGGACAGGGGUUCGAGUUGAGGGCUCAGCGUGCAAGUUUGAUCCCUGUGAUUCAACGUCCCAUCUUCGCAAUCGAGGGGAAGCAGAUAGCAAAACAGCGUGGCCCCCAUUCUCAGAAGUUGGCUCGAGGGAUUUGCAGCAAGGCCAGCAAACCAAGCCUGAUAUAG
This is a messenger RNA of Symbiodinium sp. CCMP2456, 1122 nucleotides long. Lineage: Eukaryota; Dinophyceae; Suessiales; Symbiodiniaceae. The record is from the annotation of a GenBank genome assembly.